Mauremys mutica (yellowpond turtle) is the source of this 1014-nucleotide messenger RNA. Its product is annotated as zinc finger protein 16-like. The record is from RefSeq and is a predicted model, not a curated record. The transcript has 3 exons. The annotation marks the transcript as partial. NCBI's taxonomy places the organism in Eukaryota, Metazoa, Chordata, Testudines, Geoemydidae.
GGGAAAAGCUUCAGUCGGAGCUCUGCCCUUAUCAGACAUCAGAGAAUCCACACUGGAGAGAAACCUUAUGAAUGCUCUGAGUGUGGGAAAUGCUUCAUCGAUAGUUCAGCCCUCAUCUCACAUCAGCGAAUCCAUACAGGAGAAGCGCCCCACACAUGCGCUGAGUGCGGGAAAAGCUUCAGUCGGAGCUCAAACCUUAUCAAACAUAGGAAAAUCCACACAGGUGAGAAACCUUAUGGAUGCUCUGAGUGUGGGAAAUGCUUCAUCAAUAGUUCAGGCCUCAUCUCACAUCAGAGAAUCCACACAAGGGAGACGCCUUACACGUGCGCUGAGUGCGGGAAAAGCUUUAGUCAGAGCUCUGUCCUUAUCAGACAUCAGAGAAUCCACACAGGAGAGAAGCCCUACACAUGCUCUGAGUGUGGGAAAAGCUUUAGUCAGAUCUCAGACCUUAUCAGACAUCAUAGAGUCCACACAGGAGAGAAGCCCUACACAUGCCAUGAAUGUGGGAAAAGCUUCAGUCGGAGCGCUGCCCUUAUCACACAUCAGAGAAUCCACACAGGUGAGAAACCUUAUGAAUGCUCUGAGUGUGGGAAAUGCUUCAUCGAUAGUUCAGCCCUCAUCUCACAUCAGCGAAUCCACACAGGAGAAGCGCCCCACACAUGCUCAGAGUGUGGGAAAAUCUUCAAUCGGCGCUCACACCUUAUCGUACAUCAGAGAAUCCACACAGGAGAGACGCCCUACAUGUGCUCUGAGUGUGGGAAAAGCUUUAGUCAGAGCUCUGCCCUUAUCAAACAUCGAAGAAUCCACACAGGAGAAAGGCCCAACACAUGCUCUGAGUGUGGGAAAAGCUUUAAUCAGAGCUCACACCUUAUCAAACAUAGGAAAAUCCACAUGGGAGAGAAACCCUAUGAAUGCAGUGAGUGCGGGAAAAGCUUCUCUCGGCGCUCAACCCUUGUUACACAUUACAGAGUCCACACAGGAGAGAGACCAUAUGAAUGCUGCGAGUGUGGGAAA